Messenger RNA from Mus musculus (house mouse), 3471 nucleotides. RefSeq names its product phosphodiesterase 9A (gene Pde9a). Gene Ontology annotation, biological process: negative regulation of neural precursor cell proliferation; signal transduction; cGMP catabolic process. The transcript has 14 exons. The record is from RefSeq and is a predicted model, not a curated record. Gene Ontology annotation, cellular component: perinuclear region of cytoplasm; sarcolemma; plasma membrane. Gene Ontology annotation, molecular function: phosphoric diester hydrolase activity; 3',5'-cyclic-GMP phosphodiesterase activity; 3',5'-cyclic-nucleotide phosphodiesterase activity. Bases 1877 to 3046 code for a protein of 389 amino acids. NCBI's taxonomy places the organism in Eukaryota, Metazoa, Chordata, Mammalia, Rodentia, Muridae.
GGAGUUGUUAUUGUUGUUGUUGUUGUUGUUUUUCCUUUCUGCUUAUGUUGUCUUUUAACCUCUGUUGGAAUCAGCCACUUAGAACAGUGAGCAGUUCGUUGCUGAAGGCAAAUGCGAGCUUUCUGUGUGCCACUCUGAUUUGACAGAGGCUGGCCAAGGGCAGAUCUCAGCACACGUUUCUGUUAAAGCACCGCUUGUAUGAAGCUUUGUGCACCGAACACAACCCAUAAACCCCAACGGCCUCUGUCUGGCCCGGUAGAAGCUCUGCCAGGGCUGUAGCUCUUGUUCCUCUCUCCAUGAGGCAGGAGGGGGGGAGGGGCGGGGGUCUUCUCUUCUCUUCACACGGCUGUGCAGCUUGCUUCUGCAGAGUGUGGAAGAGGUGACAUUUUGGUCCCAGUUUCUGACCACUACAAGCAAGAGAGAGUCAAGUCCAGUUUCCAUUCCAUUUCCAAAGAGCCAGCCAGGUUUGGGGAGGGAAAUAGCUUCAAGUCACCUCAUCCGCCGUGACAGGAUCGAUGAAGGAUCGAUGCUUCUGCUCCACAGGCCCAUGGAGCCCGUGUUGCACCCUCGGCUUCACAGCCAGGUUCUCUGUCACUGUCAGGCUCAGUCUGGUGAUAACUGGGCACCUGAUUUGUUAGCUUGGGCUGAGUAAACAAAAUUUAAACAGGAGACCAGCACCCCUGAAACAUAUGUGACUGACUCUGUUCAUAAGACAAAAUGCUGCUUUUUUGUGGGGGGAUUUUUUUUAAUUGCUUCUCAUUAAAAAAAAAAAAAUUCUAUCAUACAAGACCUGGCUCUUCGGAAUAAGCUGGUACACGUUUCCCACCGUCCUGUGUGUACCUCUCAGCAUGCAUUGGCUUUCCCCAAGUCAGCUGGUCUUUGGGUCCUCAAGACUAUCUUGUCCCACCUGGGGAUGGUGAGGAGCCACAGAAAAGUUAGUGACCGCUCCAGCAAAGGACGGCACACAGGAGGCAUGUGUAAGUCACAGCAGUGCCCACUCCAACGUGCUGGAAGCUGACCGCUCCAGCUUGGGAAGUGUCAGCAAGGCUGGUUCCUCUGGGAUCUGAGGGAGAGUCCGUUCUAACCUGACUUCCGUUAGUCCUUCCCACUCCCUAGCUAGUAUGGCUGCCGCCUGAUCCUGUCGUCCAUGCCCUGUCUGUUUCUUGUAAGGACACUGCCAUUUGAAUCAAGGAUGUUCCCAUUGCAAGUUCUUUACCUAAUAUCUGCCAAGGAUCUUUUGUUUAAAUCAAGUGGUAGUCUCAGGAUCCUGGCCCUGGGUGGCUGGGCAGGCUGCCAGGAAGACACCUUGAGUCACUGUUCCAUAUAGACACACAACCAGGCACAAACAUAUACACAAAGACAUGGAUAGACACACUGGAAAGCAUGUGUGCACACGCAGGCCCAUCUGGGUGUCAUUAACUGUUAUCUGUGUCUCAGGGUUAGGGACAUCCAGCUGUAAACCCCCACACCACACUGACCUUGUAGUGAACGGAAUUUCCUGCUUGCUCUUUGACCUUAAACCAAAUACACGUUUCUCCUCUGUGACUGUCAGCACUUUUUCCCCCCGUUCUGUGUAAAUGUUUAGCUUUUAAGGAGUCUGGGAUUACUGGAGGGUCAAAGGUGAUUUCAUAACCAUGGAACAGCCUGGCCCUUGCCUCCUAUCCUGCCUGGAGCUAUUCACUUCCUUCCUGGUAUGUUGUGGUGGGGACACAGGGCAUCCCUGCUCCAUCUACUCUUUGUACUCGUGCCCUGGACCGACACCAAGACUUAAACACCAGUGUGGACCGCAGCCAGAGCUGAUGCCAGAAGACAGAGGUACCAGGUGGAAGGACUUAAAGUGGUGGAGAUCGAAAAAUGCAAGAGUGACAUUAAAAAGAUGCGGGAGGAGUUGGCAGCUAGGAACAGCAGGACCAACUGUCCAUGUAAAUACAGUUUUUUGGAUAACAAGAAGUUGACACCUCGACGUGAUGUCCCCACUUACCCCAAGUACCUGCUCUCCCCAGAGACCAUCGAAGCCCUACGGAAGCCCACCUUUGAUGUCUGGCUUUGGGAACCCAACGAGAUGCUGAGCUGUUUAGAACAUAUGUACCACGACCUUGGUCUGGUCAGGGACUUCAGCAUCAACCCAAUCACGCUCCGCAGGUGGCUGCUCUGUGUGCAUGACAACUACAGGAACAACCCCUUCCACAACUUCCGGCACUGCUUCUGUGUGACACAGAUGAUGUACAGUAUGGUCUGGCUCUGUGGCCUCCAGGAGAAGUUUUCCCAGAUGGACAUCUUGGUCCUGAUGACUGCAGCCAUCUGCCAUGACCUGGACCACCCAGGGUACAACAAUACAUACCAGAUCAAUGCCCGCACGGAACUCGCUGUGCGCUACAACGACAUCUCACCGCUGGAGAACCACCACUGCGCCAUUGCCUUCCAGAUCCUGGCAAGACCUGAGUGCAACAUCUUCGCCAGUGUGCCACCCGAGGGCUUCAGGCAGAUCAGGCAGGGGAUGAUCACAUUGAUCCUGGCUACCGACAUGGCAAGGCAUGCUGAAAUUAUGGAUUCUUUCAAAGAAAAGAUGGAGAAUUUUGACUACAGCAACGAGGAGCACCUGACCCUGCUGAAGAUGAUUCUCAUAAAAUGCUGUGAUAUCUCCAAUGAAGUCCGUCCCAUGGAGGUGGCAGAACCGUGGGUGGACUGUUUACUGGAAGAAUAUUUUAUGCAGAGUGACCGUGAGAAGUCCGAAGGCCUUCCUGUGGCCCCAUUCAUGGACCGAGACAAAGUGACCAAAGCAACAGCCCAAAUUGGGUUCAUCAAGUUUGUCCUGAUCCCAAUGUUUGAAACAGUGACCAAGCUCUUCCCCGUUGUUGAGGAGACCAUGCUGCGGCCGCUCUGGGAGUCCCGAGAACACUACGAGGAGCUGAAGCAGCUGGACGAUGCCAUGAAGGAGGUAAAGGCAGUGCAGAGGGUGCAGGCAGUUGCAGAAGAAGACAGAGAGCUUAACAUCUGGGGCCCCGGAAAACACCACAGAGAAGAACAGAGAUGCAAAAGACAGUGAAGGCCAUUCUCCUCCAAACUGAUGGACAUCUCAAUGUGUGCACAGACUGUACCAGUUAGAGCAGAUGAAUUGUGGCCUGUGAGUGGACAGAGCCAAGCGAGGCUUCCCAGGAUCUUCCACACAAGGAUGGUCACGCCCAGACGACCCCUGAUGACCUGCUACAGACCAUGUUUUCUAAGAACCAUUUUGUUCACUGAUAUAAAAACAGGAAUUCACGAUGCUGUACAGAAUUUUUAUUUUUAAACUGUCUUUUAAAUAAUAUAUUCUUAUACAGAAAUGGGUCUGUAUUUUUUUUCUUUGGGUUUUGGACUCGGGCUUCCAAGAACUCUGGUUUUCCCCUUGGAUGAAUCUUCAUGUGGAUGAACCGUGGGAUGGGAUGUGAGGGAUCAUGUAAAUUCCACAUUAAAUGUCAGAACGGUGCCCGA